Molecule: messenger RNA, 3144 nt
Organism: Girardinichthys multiradiatus
Lineage: Eukaryota; Metazoa; Chordata; Actinopteri; Cyprinodontiformes; Goodeidae
Gene: pdlim5a
Product: PDZ and LIM domain 5a
Exons: 15
Coding region: 204-1967 (587 amino acids)
Biological process (GO): muscle structure development; heart development; actin cytoskeleton organization
Cellular component (GO): filamentous actin; stress fiber; adherens junction
Molecular function (GO): muscle alpha-actinin binding; actin binding
Source: RefSeq, a predicted model, not a curated record
GUCAUUAUCUAUAGUAUAUAAGAGCAUUGCAUCCCUCUGUGGCUCUCUCACACAUGGUGGGAUUGCUAGAAAGGGGAGAGUGCAGGGGAAACUGGGAAUUACACUGCCACUAGUACCUGAUUGGAAUUGUUGUCCUCCUUGGAAUUCCCAUUGAAGAGCAUCUUUUCUUGUGAUCAAUACUGAACAGCAUAAUUAGAGAGACCAUGAGCGGGAACUACAGCGUCACUCUGUUGGGGCCAGCCCCUUGGGGCUUCAGGCUUCAAGGAGGGAAAGACUUCAAUAUGCCCCUUACCAUCUCCAGGCUGACGGAUGGUGGGAAAGCAGCUAAAGGGGGUGUAGCAGUCGGAGACACGGUUCUUUCCAUCGACGGUAUUUUUACUGAGGGCAUGAACCACCUGGAGGCCCAGAACAAAAUCAAGAACUGCGCUGGGAACCUCAGCCUCACUUUGCAAAAAUCCAGUGUUUUUAAACCUCCUCCAGUGGCCCCAAAGGAAAACCGAACAGACCUAAUAAAACCAGUAGCCAUCACCCAUCUGUCUGUUUCACAACAUCCCCAGUCUGAGUGUCUCGCCCCCCACAACAAAGCCUCCAGACCUUAUGGGGAUUGCAGAUUUGAGGGUGCAUACUCUCCUUUACAUUCACCUUUCACCACCUUCAUCCCCUCGCCAUCCUCUGCUUUCACUCCUGCCUCAUCCCACAUUGCUCCCCUCCCUCCACAUCCUCGCCCCCCUUCUCCUUUGGUCUCUCACCCGUCCUCUGCAUCCUCUUCCUCCAACCUUCCUGUCCUGGUUCCGCCUCAGCCAUCAGUGUAUAACACACCAAUCAACCUCUACUCCACUGAGAAUGCGUGUGAGGUGGCCAUGGGGCAAAGGCGGGGCCUGUUGGAGAGUCAGGGAGGAGCCUUGCCACAGUUUAAUGGUGGACCUCAAAAUAUUUUUAAAAAUCCCCAGCAGCAGCCACCAAGAGUUCCCAGGCAACAUGUUGUCGACACAGACAUCCAGUUUUAUCAUGUGCCUUCUCACGCUGAUGCCAGCAGAAAGCGUAUAAUGGAGGACACGGAGGACUGGCGCCCACGCACGGGCACCACCCAGUCCAGGUCUUUCAGGAUUCUGGCUCAGAUCACAGGCACGGAGAAUGUUCAAAAUGAGGAAGCUGAUCCAUCAAAGAAGACAAAUGAGGAGAAUGAAGAGACACAGCUUAACUCCCAUGAAUCUGCUGUUGUCAAGACUAUGAUCAAAGGAACUGCUUCAAACCAUGGCCAAGGGGUACAGAGUGGUUUGAUCACCCCGUCUUUUGGAAUGAAGGGUAACAGCAGUACCAGUGUCCUCAGGGGUCCUGUUCCAGCCCGACCUGUGCCUCAGCCCCACCCUAAAGAUGAGGACACCCUGGUCCAGAUGGCUGAACACAUUCCUGCUGGGAUGCGAACCCCCAUGUGUGCCCACUGCAACAUGGUGAUCAGAGGACCUUUUUUGGUUGCAAUGGGAAAAUCGUGGCACAAGGAUGAAUUUAACUGUGCCCACUGCCGUACAUCUCUGGCAGAUAUAGGCUUUGUGGAAGAGAAGGGAUCUGUGUAUUGUGAACACUGCUAUGAGGAGUUCUUUGCCCCGACCUGCAGCCGUUGUCAGGCCAAGAUAUUGGGGGAGGUGAUUAAUGCUCUGAAACAAACAUGGCAUAUCUAUUGCUUCAUGUGUGCUGCCUGCCAGCAGCCAAUCAGAAACAACACCUUCCACCUGGAGGAUGGAGAACCUUACUGUGAGCAAGACUUUUACAGUUUGUUUGGGACUGGUUGCCACGGCUGUGAGUUCCCUAUUGAGGCUGGAGACAAAUUUCUGGAGGCACUUGGUUACACCUGGCAUGACACCUGCUUUGUUUGUGCUGUGUGCUGCUCCUCUCUGGAGGGCCAGACCUUUUUCUCUAAAAAGGAUAAACCUCUUUGCAAGAAACACGCGCACACAGUGAAGAUAUAAACCUUUAAAUGCCUCUUUGCUCUCUCCUGUCAAAGAAUGCAGAAAUACUGACCUUCAGGUUGGUGGUUUCUCCAAUCAGAGGACACUACAGUGCUUAUAUUUACUAGUGGUUUUAGGCAUUGAUUAACUUAAAUGAGCAAAUAACUAAGCAGAUUAACUUUAUUUUAAUUCAUUGAAUAAAUUUAUUGUACCUACGCACACAAGAAGUUGAACUGUUAGGUUAUUAUUUUGUAACACCGCAGUUGUUGAUUUUCUCUUGCGCAGAAAUAUUUAAAUUUGUUCUAUUACAUUAUCCUGAUUUUCAUCUUGAUUCUAAAAUGCAUGGCUGGUUUGUCUGUAGACAUAGAAUAGAAUCUGGCCCAAUAAUAACAAAUCAUCAAAUGUGACCAUUUUGUCCAACAGCAGUGAAUGGUUUAAUAGAUGAUCAAAAUCUUACAUUAACUUUUGCAUUCUUUUAUGUCUCUAUACCCAAACACUAUUUUAAAUAGUAUUCAGAAGCUUAGAAUUUGCAUUAAGAUGACAUAAAUUUGGAUGCACCAGUUUAACUGAAGGUUUGAACUAAGCAUCUUAGACAAUUUUUGGAUUUGUCUUUUUUUAUUGUAUUUUCAGCAUGUUUCAAGUUUCUAAAGAGAAAAACAAUAUAUAGAAGAGCAAUAUUCUUUAUUCUGGAGGAUUAACCAAGACUCGCAAAAUACAUAAAUAUUCACAUCUGACAGAAGUAAAUAAUUAAAUAACAAGUAUAAUUUUUUUUUUUAUCAUACUCUUUACAUAAUUACGGGUGCACUUCCGUGACAAACGUACAUACGUUCUCUCUAUUUUUCUGUUAUAUUUCAUUUUACCACAAAUUGAUAGAAAAGACGUGUUGGGGGAACUUCUUCCAGAUGAAAUUUUAAUCCUUCAACACAGUCUGUACAUCUUUUUAAUCUGGAAGAAAGUGUGUAUUAAUUUUUAUAUGUUAUGUAGAAAAUGCCUUAUUUUACUUUGAAUAUGUAAUUAUUUGGAUUUGUCUUUGGUUUUGUAUUGUUUUUUGUUACAAUACAAAUACUUUAAAAAAGCCAAGAUUUUACAUUGUGUGACCAAAAGGGGAGUUUAAUGUAUGUAAAAUGGUAAGCAAAAGCGUGCUUGAAAAUAAAACAAAGUUGCCUACAUUGUUUAAUAAAUUAUGAUUUUCAACUCA